UUUAUUUAUAUGAUUUUAGUGUACGAAUACAUUUUAUUUGAAGUGAAUUAAUUUAUAAUAAAACUAAAAAUAUGGCUACUUAUUGUAACCAGCAUUGGUUACUUUCUCAUAUACGCAAUUCCUUCAUAUCUACGGAUGAUACAGGAAUGUGUGAGACCGUAAUGUUGAGCAAUGAUAUGCCCAAAAAUUAUUUGCGUAAAUAUCAAACCACAUCUGUUGCAAGCAACGCUGCGAAUCAAAACAAGCAACCACAACAACGGAAAUCAAUUGGAAAUAAACAACAUUUACAAGAAAUGGUAGACCCGGCCCUACAUGAGGUAGAUUUUGUCUGCUAUCCAGGGUUGGACCAAAGUGAUGAUGAAGAUAUGGACUUAACUGCACAGUCUUUUGAAAUUCAAAUGUAUCCAGAAAUAUGGGCGCAAAGAUUUCGCUCAAACACUGCACAAAAGUUGGAAAAAAUGGACGAAGCUCGUCGUAACGCUGCGAAAAUAAAAUCUGUUAACUACGAGGACGAAAUUGUUCCUCCCGAGCGCAAUGAUUUUUUUGUUAAAAAAACUGUACUAAAAACAUCAGAGCAGCCCAAAAGUAAUGAGGAAAAUCUCGAUAAAAGCAUUGACGUUACUGAUGAUGCUGGCGGUGGAGGCGACGGUAUCUGUGUAGUAAAAAGCAAGCUUGCCUUACAAUUAGCUAAUAGUCCAAAGCAAGCCCAAAACAAAUUUAUUGAAUAUGCCCGUUUUGACGGCACUUCCCAAAGAGGCAUACAAACAAAACGUAUUGGCGUAUUUUUAAGUAUGUUGCCCGAGCGUGAGAGAAAUUACCCCAUUAAAAUCUGUGUUCUUGCUAGUGCGAAAAUUUUUGAGGUUAUUGGUCUAGUUUGCUAUAAGGCAACAAUACAGUAUCCGAAGAUUCCAUUAAAAUCUAUACGUCAUUAUGCUUUGUAUAUAACAGAAGACAAUGACGCUAUGGAGGAAUUUCCACCACUUGAUGAUAAAGAGCCCUGCUCUAAGUUUGGAUUUUCUCAUUUAACUUUAGCAGAGCGACGGCCACUAGCGCAGGUGACACGGAUUGACUACGCUAAUAACAUGGCUACGAAAUCAAUGACAUCGGAGGAAGAUAAAGCAAGGCUUGCAGCAGCAGCUGUACAAUCUGUCCAGAGUAUGGAACCUACUGCUAGCGGUGGGGGCGAAGAAGAGGAUUCCAAUUGUGCUACUAACAGCAAUAAUGAUGACUAUGAAGAACGUAUGAUGAGUCACAAUGACAUGUUGGAAGCGCCUAUGUAUCGCACUUAUCGAUUAAACAUAAUUGAAAAACCUUUCUUUCGAAGAGAUGUCACUCUAGGAAUUUCUGGAGAGCGUAUCGAAAUCGACCACCAUAAAAAUGCGAAAUUUUGGACUAAACAAAAAGCUGUUACCUAUCCCAUUGAUGUCAUUGCUUCGUGUGAAAUUGUAGAGCGACGUCAUUUAAAAGCCACAAUCCGCAUAUGGUUAAAAGCGUCGUCUUCUUCAUCAACGAUGAACAGUUGCAAAUCGUCUACGGAUUUAAAAUCGACACCACAUGUAAUAGAAAGUGGUGGUGCUGCUGUGCCACAUUCUCCCACAAGUCCCGUACAUCAUCAUUUGCACGUCCCUUCAGCGUUUGGACUAUUUUCAACCAGUUCUAGCAGUGGAGGCAGCUCCUCUAGUCAUAACUAUUCUCACAUGCGAUUCAAACAUUAUGAUCUUGAAGCUGACACCCAUACCGCAGAACAUAUUUUAAACAAACUAAGUUGUAUACUGAAAGUACGAUCCAGUGAAGUGCGCAGGGAGUUUCUACAGUUAAGAGAACGGAAACUAGAAAAAAGUCAAGCAAAAAAACAGUUAAAAAUGUAGUAUCUGCGUCUUUAUCGAAGAUUUUUUCGAGUAAUUUUUGACUGCUAUGUGAUCGAGAAUUGCAAGCAGCACUCACUGAUUUCCUUAUGCAAAUCGUCAAAUGUGCCGUUUCAAAAUUAAUAUGGCACAUACUACAGCUACAAAGUUGUCAAAUGAAAUUGAUUUUUUUAUUCUAUGUUAGAUCGCAUAAGAUUAAUAGAAUAAAGAAAAAGAAGAAAUUCGCUUAGAAUUAAUAUUAUUUAAACUUAAAUUUUCAUUACAAUUAAAUUGCGUUAUAUUAAGAUAUGUAUGUACAAGCAUACUUAUGUACAUUAAAAGUUCGUGUUGUAAUGCUUCGUAUUACGGUAAAAAUAAAUUUUGCGCU
Molecule: messenger RNA, 2232 nt
Organism: Bactrocera tryoni
Lineage: Eukaryota; Metazoa; Arthropoda; Insecta; Diptera; Tephritidae
Gene: Sin1
Product: stress-activated map kinase-interacting protein 1
Exons: 2
Coding region: 72-1868 (598 amino acids)
Biological process (GO): TORC2 signaling
Cellular component (GO): plasma membrane; TORC2 complex; cytoplasm
Molecular function (GO): phosphatidylinositol-4,5-bisphosphate binding
Source: RefSeq, a predicted model, not a curated record